AUGAAAUGCAUGCAAUGGCCCGCGAGGCUCAACUGUAGAGGCAUUCUGGAUGAUAAACGGAGUACAAAGAUUCUUAAAAAACCUCCCAUAGGAAAGUGUUUGCUGAAAGAAAUACCGCCACUUCCACUGCAAGAAACUGUCAUAGUCGGCACGUCCGUUCAGUCGCUGCUUGGUCCUUUUGGACCGAUACGGGGCAUCGACGAGACCGACCAUGUUCAGCAGGGAUCAAACAGAGAAACAAAUCCUCCUGUAGCAUUGGUGCCGUAUCUCACGCGCAAAAGCAGAACCCCGAAGACCCCAAAUCUCAAUUCCGCACGCACACCAGCCAAACGCAGAGCAGAAAAACUGAACAUGCUCAUAGCUUAA
Histoplasma capsulatum G186AR is the source of this 366-nucleotide messenger RNA. RefSeq lists its product as uncharacterized. The record is from RefSeq and is a predicted model, not a curated record. NCBI's taxonomy places the organism in Eukaryota, Fungi, Ascomycota, Eurotiomycetes, Onygenales, Ajellomycetaceae. The transcript has a single exon. The coding region runs from base 1 to 366 and encodes 121 amino acids.